UGUCAGUUCAACGUAUGGGCUACAUGAUCUCGAUUUGUCAGUCUAUUUGCCGACAUCCUUUAGAAUUCUGUAGUUACUGAGUGUUGGUCCUUGUGAUCCCCUUCCAUGCCCAUUUUUGCUAGUCUACGCUUCUGUGGUAUUCUUACUACAAUUUACUUUUAACUCCUGCCGUACGCGUCUGUUUCCUGUCUUACAAACCACCCGACAUCGCACAUUGCGCUUUCACUCUCUUCUGCACCUGUCACAUAUAAUCACUAUGGGUUCCUUCGAAGUCGAAACUAUGCUGGCUGCGCAGUACAACGUGCAUACGAACGAUGUCGAGAUCAACAGAGUACCCAUCCCAAAAUGUGGUGAUAACGAGAUCCUCAUCAAGACCAAAUGCGCUUCGUUGUGUCACUCCGACCUGAUGUUAUUCUGGGGCCACACAGCGGAGAAACCACCAACGGACAAGAUAACGAUCGGGCACGAAAACACAGGACACGUUGUAGCCAAAGGCCGUAACGUUACAGGCUUUGAAAUUGGUGAUCCAGUGGGUUGCUUGGGUUGCAGUUAUGCUUGCUACAAGUGUGAGGGUUGCCAGGUACACAAUCUUUGGUGUGAGCAAGGCACCGGACGGCUCCAUGGCUUUACGUGCCCUGGACACUUUGCAGAAUACUCACUAGCGGAUGCUCGUAAUGCUAUGGUCCUGCCAAACGAUAUGGACAUGGUAACAGCUGCGCCACUAUUCUGCGCUGGAAUCACAGCAUAUCAUGCUGUCAGGGGCUGCGACUUACAACCUGGGCAGUGGUUAGCCAUUGUUGGUUGCGGUGGCCUUGGGCAUCUCGCCAUUCAGUACGCCAAAGCAAUGGGUUAUAAAGUCAUUGGUAUAGACAUCUCGAAGGCGCAGCUGGACGCAGCGGAAAUAGCUGGUGCCGACUUCGUCAUCAACACCACGAUGGAUCUUGAAUUCGAGGCUAAGAUCAAGAAAAUCACGAACGGCGGGUGCCAUGCAACUGCUGUCUUCAGUGCCUCGAACAUUGCUUACGAGAGUGCCCCAAAGACUUUGAGAAUCAACGGGCUUCUGAUGAUUGCAGGCAUUCCCAAGAGACCAUUAUCAAUCAGUGCCCUCGAUAUCUUGCUUGGAAAAUACCGCAUCGGUGGAAGGAGCAGUGGCAUUCCUCAGAAGAUGCCUGAGGCAAUCGAAUUCAGCCACAAGCACGGAAUAAAGUCGCAUAUGACAACUUCGACAAGGAUAGAGGAUAUUCACGAGGCUAUUGAGCAGAUGAAGACAGGGAAAGCAUCUGGACGAUUUGGCAUUGUUUUUGAGUAGUGCAUGACGUUGAGAUUGAACGGACCUGAUUUUGACAAGACUUUAUGCCUACCAUCGUGAAUUGUAGCCUGCAAAUACACAUACUGAACUCUA
This is a messenger RNA of Boeremia exigua, 1402 nucleotides long. RefSeq names its product chaperonin 10-like protein. NCBI's taxonomy places the organism in Eukaryota, Fungi, Ascomycota, Dothideomycetes, Pleosporales, Didymellaceae. The record is from RefSeq and is a predicted model, not a curated record. The coding region runs from base 257 to 1309 and encodes 350 amino acids. Gene Ontology annotation, molecular function: zinc ion binding; oxidoreductase activity. The transcript has 7 exons.